Messenger RNA from Erinaceus europaeus (western European hedgehog), 1671 nucleotides. RefSeq names its product H-2 class I histocompatibility antigen, Q10 alpha chain-like. The record is from RefSeq and is a predicted model, not a curated record. The coding region runs from base 1 to 1377 and encodes 458 amino acids. The transcript is spliced from 8 exons. Gene Ontology annotation, cellular component: external side of plasma membrane. Lineage: Eukaryota; Metazoa; Chordata; Mammalia; Eulipotyphla; Erinaceidae. Gene Ontology annotation, biological process: immune response.
AUGUCAGGCGGGGCGUGGCUGUUGACUGUACGGGGAUUGGCUGGUGUCACGUGGAGAAGCUGUGCUACUUCCGCGGGUGUGAGGUUUGCUGGGCCCAGGCGGUACCCCAAGUUUGGCCUCCAGCUGCAUCGGCCUCAGGCCGCGGGAGAUCGGAGGAGACAGACUCCACGACAACUUUUUCUCUGGAGCAGCGCGAGGCUGGCGGCCUGGGACCCCCGAGACCCCCGGGAUCCCCGGGAUCUCCCGGGUCCCCGGAGCGCGUGCACCUGGCUGCUGCUGCUGUCGCUGCUGCUGUCCCUGGGACCCCGGGCCGCGGCAGAGAGUCCAUGGGGGCUGCCUCCUGUGGAAGAUGGCUCAGCUUCUUCAGCAAAGAAGCUGAUGGCAGAACUGGCCAGCCUGAAGUUAGAAAACACAUCAUGGCCUGGAGGGAGGCACACCCUCCACUACCACUAUCUGUUCCUGUCAGAGUCGGGGCCAAACCUGCCCCUGUUCCUGGCUGUGGGCUACAUGAACGACCAGCCUUUCAUCCGGUUUGACAGUCGUGUGGGGAAGGCUGAGCCCUGUGCCCUCUGGAUGGCAGCUGUGGAGUCUUGGUACUGGGACACAGAGACUGAGAAGCAGCGGGGCUGGAAAGAGGUCCAGAAGGUAGAGAUGAAGAGAGUCAUGGCAUAUCACAACCACAGCUCUGGUACACACACCACCCAGCGCAUGUUUGGCUGUGAGAUCAAAAAGGAUGGAAAAAUUAGUGGCUUCUGGCAGUUUGGCUACGAUGGACAAGACCACCUGACGCUGGACCUGGAGAAUCUGAGCUGGGUGUCAGCUAACUCAGUAGCCCUGCAGAAAAAGCGCUUUUUGGAACGUCAGCGCUGCUAUGCUGAGUACAACAAGGCCUACCUCAGCAGCCUCUGCCUCCUCUCCCUGCGCAGGUACCUGGAGCUGGGAGGCCUCAAUCUUACACGAAGAGAGCCGCCCACAGUGCAGGUGACAAGGCACUUGGCCCAGGACGGGGGCGCCAUACUGAGGUGCUGGGCGCGGGGCUUCUACCCCCGGGACAUCUCUGUGAGCUGGUGGGUAGGUGAGGAGGAACUGAGCCAGGAGACCGAGUGGGUGGAGACGCGGCCCAGCGGGGACGGCACCUACCAGACGUGGAUGGCGGUGCGGGUGCUAGAGAAGAAGUCCUCAUACACCUGCUGGGUGCAGCACUCUGGCCUGAACUACACACUCACUGAGACUUGGGAAUCACCCUCUCUUGGAGGACUCUCUGCUCUAGUUAUCCCCUUCGGGCUCAUUGUCGUGGCUAUAGUCAUGUUCUGGAGAUGGUUUCAAGCCAGGAAAAAGGAAACUUCCCAGCAAUCCCCAGGAAGAGAACCAGCAUAAUUUCCAGAGCCCUGAGUGAACAGAAACUUCUCAAUAGUCAUUAUCCCUCAACAACAGACAUCAACCCAGCAAAGUGUCUCACUGUGUAUAUUUGUUUGGAAGAUAAUGGAGUGGUCACAGAAAACAAGACAAGUGGAACAAAUGGUCUGUUACCACACAACUGUUUACAUCAAAAUGUACAGACUUGGGCUGACAAAAUAGCUCACUUGUGUAGUGAGCCUGCCUUGCUGUAUAUGACACUGCACUUGGAGCCUGUUACCUACCAUGCUUGAUAAAGAUCUGGUGGUGUUGUUA